Messenger RNA from Cataglyphis hispanica, 906 nucleotides. RefSeq lists its product as uncharacterized. The record is from RefSeq and is a predicted model, not a curated record. The transcript is spliced from 2 exons. The coding region runs from base 426 to 887 and encodes 153 amino acids. NCBI's taxonomy places the organism in Eukaryota, Metazoa, Arthropoda, Insecta, Hymenoptera, Formicidae.
ACGGUGGAUCAGUUAGUUCACGGUUGCUCGUUGCAUCGUUCAUUCUAUCUCCCUACACUGUUUGUACUUGGUGCGCAAUAUGUGCGUGCCCUUGUCAAAAAUUAAUCAAAAAUUAAUCAAAAAUAUACAUAUGAAGUAAACAGCAACACGACUAACAGAAGAAAUAUGUUGUGAUGAACCAUAACGCUCUUCUCUCGUGAAUCGCCGCAUUGUCAAACCAAAAAAAAAAAAGCGUCUACCUAUUCGGAUGAUUCAAGAAAACAUUCCUCGGAUGCUGUGUCUGGACAAACAGCCAAUGCGUGAUGAUGCUACGACGAUAAAAUAAGAUCUCUUCAAGGAGCGAGAUCGUGGACGAAACCGCGAGCAGAUUCUGUCAGUGAACUUUCAGUUGUCAAGUCGCCCGUUCUUCAUGAACGCGGGAAAACAUGCUAUCAAGAGUUAAUCUGGUUGCGAUUUUGCUGAUCUUGAAUUGUGUCAGCCGCGCGAUGGAGUACUCGAGAUCGUUGCGGGAGAAUCGGCAAGAUGAAGAGGAGAGAGCCGUCACUUCCAGCAGGAGGAUCCUCAGGUACACGUACAACAAUGUCACGUCGGAAAGUCCUAUUUUUUCAACCGACGAUCGCGUCGCCAGAGACACGCUGGCCGAGAUGCACGUUCAGGACGUUCAUAGUGCACAGUCUAGGAGCGAAGUGGAGGCACGAGUUUCAGAUGAAGCAAGACGGAGACGGAGAAUGAAUAUAAUGUUGCCGUUACUACUAGCGUACAAGCUCAAAUUCAUUAGCCUGAUACCAACGAUAAUCGGUGGUCUGUUCCUCCUCAAAGGAACAACGCUUCUCGCGGGAUUUUUCUUCGCUCUAUUCGCCGCAGUUUUAGGAUUGAAAGUACACUGACAGCGAAGUUCGAUUUUUG